CAAUCGUCCAUGUUCUCAGACGUCAUAGUACAGUAGUACCACCGCGGGACUCAGCCACGAAUCUUGUGGUAGGGAAGCGAUGCUCUUCAACAAAGAUCACAUUCUCAUCCUAAUGUGUACGUACGAGAAUCCUCAGCAUGAGGUCUUGAUUUUGGGGACCUAGCAACCUGACACACCCCGUGUAAGCCUCAUCUCCGACCGUACAAACUAACAAGCCGAUGGCAAGCCGUAAAAUGCGGCUUUUUAGGCGCUGGCUGCACUUGAGCCCUUGACUGCUAAAAUGGACUUGGACACUGAUCAGGAGGAAGCUCCUCUUCUCUGGAAAUCACCGGGAACAGCCACUAUGUAUGCCCUCACAGGCUUGACAACAAGGAUCAUACCGUAAACGGUCCUGCGUUACCGGUGAGAGAUUAUGAUGACACGAGGGGGCCACGCUGCAGCCUUCUCUUCCCCACCGGCGCUCUCCUGUGUUAUCGAAUGGUACAUAAACACACGUUCCGUGUCUGUUGUUUCUCUGCGAUCGAUCACCGACUUCAAAACCACCUUUUCUUUGUCCAGAUUAUCACAUUUUGCAUAUAUGCAUGACCCAUCGUCAGCGUUCACCGCUGAAGACCAACAACGCCACCCGUACAUCUCAUCCGUUCUCGAACCCAGCACGCAGAAAGUGGUCGCCACUGCUGGCGUCCGAAUUUACUAUGCGCCUUUCAACAAUCCUCAUUUGAACUGGAGCUACUCUAAGCUCAAAGGAAUCUUGGUCUUCGGACGCGACCGAGACACACACCAUGGCACGUCUCCUCCGAAGCGAGGCGGUCAUGGUGUGCGUCUCAAGGAGAAAUACUGGUUUCGUCUCGUUGACAUGAAGACCGAUCGUGUGGUUUGGACAUUUUCCAUCCCCGAGGUCUUCGAGUACACGAAAGACAAGCCUUUCUUUCACUAUUUCUCCGGAACGAGUCGCAUGUUCGGACUCUGCUUCGACGAAGACGAAGAAGCCAGCGUCUUCUACAAAAAAGUCUCGGAUCGGACGCGGCACCAUUUCUUCCAACCCUUUCUCUUCAAAUCCAGCAAGGACAAGAAAGAAAAAAAGAAGGCACCCAAAUCUUAUUCAGUGAGCUCUCGGCUAAUCUCCAGCCCCGCGCCCCACUCCUUUGUCCAUGUGGCCCAUGUCGGAAUCACCACUAGGGGCAUCAUUGAAUCUUCCAAGAAUAUCAAACCCGCCUGGUCGACGCUGAUGGCAGACCUUCAGGGUUGUGGGGUGGCACCUGAGAUCGUCAAAGACGACAAGGAUUUUGUGGAAGGGUUCAUGGCGAGUGCUAAGGCAAUGUCGGAUAAACCAACGGCUGUGCAGCCCCAGCCUCCAACUUCCCCAGUGCCACCCGAAAAGCGCAAAAUCCGAAGAAAAGCUGUUACCAUUCUCUAAUGCGUCCUUCCGUUCCGUUGUCACACUUAUCUCUUGAUCUUUCCUAUGGUACUUUUGACUCACUAAUACUUUUGCUUGUGAUUCUUGAAUGAUGUCUAUGCGCUAUUUCUUGUAUGUCAUGGACCACGUAUUAUUGGCACUGUAGCAGUAAACAUAACG
This is a messenger RNA of Suillus fuscotomentosus, 1576 nucleotides long. RefSeq lists its product as uncharacterized. The coding region runs from base 413 to 1417 and encodes 334 amino acids. The transcript has 5 exons. The record is from RefSeq and is a predicted model, not a curated record. Lineage: Eukaryota; Fungi; Basidiomycota; Agaricomycetes; Boletales; Suillaceae.